AUGGAAAUAGACAUGGAUGAUACCUUGUUAUUACUGAUCCAAAGUUACCAACAUAUCUUAGCUCUGGUUUUUGCGGUAAAGGAGAUUAAUGCAGACCGUACAGUCUUAACCAAUAUCACUUUGGGUUUCAACAUCUAUAACAACUAUUUUGAUCCAAAGCUUACAUAUGCAGCUACAAUGGAAAUUCUCUCCACACCUAGCAGAUUCAUCCCAAAUUAUAAAUGUGAUUUCCAGAACAAUUUGGUAGCAGUCAUUGGAGGGCCUAACUCAAAUGAUUUUCUUCACAUAGCAACUAUUCUGAGUAAAUACAAGAUUUCACAGCACGGGGUCUGCUUUGAUUUUAUUAAGGAGUUAACAGACAAGGGUUUAAGUGAAGCUCAAGCUGUUGCAGUCUCAGCAAUUCCAAAUAUAAGUCUUGCAUGGAAAAGCACAGUGAAUACAAUUAUCUUUCAUGGAGAAUAUCAAGGGAUAAUAUAUUUGUGGAUUCUACUUGAAGUCUCAGCAUUUCAUAGUUUGUCAGAGAAAGCAAAGGUCUGGAUCAUGACAGCAGAUGUAGACUUUACAUCAGUCUUGUUUCAAAAAUACUGGAGCAUGGAUUUCCUUCAUGGUUCUAUAUCCUUGGCAGUUCAAUCUAAGGAAGUGUCAGGAUUCCAGAGAUUUGUUCAGAUGAGGAACCCUCUUUUGAAUAAAGAAGAUGGCUUCUUGAAAGAAAUCUGGCAGCAACUGUUUAAUUGUCUGAUUCCAAACUUUUUCACUGAGUUAGAUGAUCAGAAUAUCUGCACUGGUGAGGAGAGGUUGGAGACACUUCCAAUGACUGUUUUUGAAGCAAGGAUGACUGCCCAUAAUUAUUGUGUCUACAACGCUGUCUAUGCUGUUGCAUAUGCUUUGCAUGCCCUGUAUUCAUCCAUGGACCACCAAAGAUCAGGAGUGACCUGGAAACUCCUUAAACAACAGUCUUGGAAGCUUCACCAUUUUCUGAGAGGAGUAUCAUUUAAUAAUAGUGCUGGGGAUAAGAUUUCCUUUGAUGAUAAUGGUGAAUUCAGAGGUGGAUUUGACAUCAUAAACUGGGUCACAUUCCCAAAUCAGUCCUUCCUUAGAGUUAAGGUGGGAACCAUUGAUCCAGACCCACUCUCAUGUCACCUGCUGACCAUUAGAGAAGAUGACCUCAUCUGGCCCAACUGGUUCAAUCAGGCAUCACCUCUCUCCUUGUGUAAUGAUAAUUGCCCUUCAGGUUACAGAAAGACCUCAAGAGAAGGAAAACCAUUUUGCUGCUAUGAUUGCAUCCCAUGUCCACAGAGAGAGAUCACAAAUCAGACAGAUAUGGACCAAUGCUUUCAGUGCCCAGAAGAUCAGUAUCCCAACAAUAAACAGAAUUUGUGUCAUCUGAAAUACAUAACUUAUCUCUCUUAUGAAGAAACGUUAGGAAGCAGCAUGACGACUAUGGCCAUUAUCCUUUCUCUUGCCACAAUUUCUGUACUAGGAGUGUUCUUGAAGUAUCACAACACUCCUCUCAUUAAGGCUAACAACCGCAGCCUCUCCUACACCCUCCUCAUCUCCCUCCUCCUCUCUUUCCUUUGUCCUCUGCUUUUCAUUGGCAGACCCAUGAUAGUGACCUGUCUCCUUCGACAGACGGCUUUUGGGAUCAUUUUCUCAGUGGCUGUUUCUUGUAUAUUAGCCAAAACCAUCACUGUGGUUCUUGCUUUCAUGGCCAACAAGCCAGGAUCAAAGAUGAGGACCUGGCUUGGGAAAAGAUUGGCUCUUUCCAUUGUUCUCUCCUGCUCCUUCAUUCAAACCCUUCUUUGUACAGUGUGGCUGGCCACCUCACCCCCUUUCCCAGACUUUGAUAUGCACUCCUUCAUUUCUGAAAUUGUUGUAGAAUGCAAUGAAGGGUCAGUUGUCAUGUUUUAUAGUGUCUUAUCUUUUAUGGGCUUGCUGGCUAUGGUCAGUUUUAUUGCAGCUUUCCUAGCUAGGAAGUUACCAGAUGCUUUCCAGGAAACCAAAUCCAUCACAUUUAGCAUGCUUGUUUUUUGCAGUGUCUGGAUGUCUUUUGUCCCUGCCUAUGUGAGCACCAAAGGGAAAUACACAGUGGCUGUGCAAAUAUUCUCCCUCUUAGCCUCCAGUGCUGGGCUUCUGGCCUGUGUCUUUUUCCCCAAAUGCUACAUCAUUAUUGUAAGGCCUGAUCUGAAUAAAAAACAGCAUCUAAUAAAAAGAAUUAUUUAA
Molecule: messenger RNA, 2220 nt
Organism: Protobothrops mucrosquamatus (brown spotted pit viper)
Lineage: Eukaryota; Metazoa; Chordata; Lepidosauria; Squamata; Viperidae
Product: vomeronasal type-2 receptor 26-like
Exons: 6
Coding region: 1-2220 (739 amino acids)
Biological process (GO): G protein-coupled receptor signaling pathway
Cellular component (GO): membrane
Molecular function (GO): G protein-coupled receptor activity
Source: RefSeq, a predicted model, not a curated record